Molecule: messenger RNA, 732 nt
Organism: Mycotypha africana
Lineage: Eukaryota; Fungi; Mucoromycota; Mucoromycetes; Mucorales; Mycotyphaceae
Exons: 2
Coding region: 1-732 (243 amino acids)
Source: RefSeq, a predicted model, not a curated record
AUGGCACGAUUUCAUCUUAGAAAGGGACUUGUCAAUUAUGUGGGGCUUUGUCUUUCCAUCAUCGGCUUUAUUUUAACAGUAUUAUGCCUUGCAGGUUGUCUGAAGCCAAGCAGUUAUGGAUUUUAUUUUGCAAAAAUAACCGAUGCAGAAGCUUCAAGUGACGGAAGUUUUGUAUCCAUUUACUUUGGAUGGCAAGCCUACUGCGUACAAGAGAGCAACCAGCCUAUGGCAUGUUACAACGAUCGCAGUAUUAUGGUAGUUCCAUUCGACGUUUCUGUCAGCAAUCAGCUUAAUGAAACUUAUCCUCGGCUCUUUAUUGAUAAAGUUGAACAAGACGAAGCACUCAAUCCAGGUGCAUCUCCUAAUCCACCUCACGAUCCGAAAAUUUAUCCAGCGGCUGUGCUUUGCUUGAUCUGUUCGGCCAUAUUACUUGUCUGUUGUUUAUAUCGCGUUACAUAUCCAAGCCGAUACCAGGAUGAAUAUUUUACAAGAGGAUUCUUGGCAUUGGUAUCUGCAGUGUUUGCACUGCUUUUAGUAAUUUUGUCAACCGUUAUGUAUUCUGAUGCGGUGGAUCAAUUAAAUCGAGCAUAUCCUCAUUUGCAAGCAACAGAGGGAACAGGAUUGCCAAUGAUAGGAUGCGCUUUCGCAGCAUUCACGAUAGCCGGAUUUAUUUUAUUAAGAGGGUGCAUGAGUAUAGAUUCGAACGAUAACGAUGGAUAUAGUCCUAUUUAA